ACUCAAUAACAAUAAGAAUUUUAACACAUUUUUAACCUGUUAAACUAAGUGUAAUUUGAAAAAACUGUUUACAGUUUAGUUUCCUGCAGCUGGAGUCAUUUGUACAUUUUUAUAGUAACCACUUCUUUCAGGGUUGAACUAGGGCAGUACAGUCUCGUUUACAUAGAGCAGAGAUCAUGUGACUUUUUAACCACUUCGUUGUGUAUUCUGUUGAAAAUGUAGUACGAGAGCUCUGUAAGUCACGGUGCAGUUGUUUCUGAGUGAAGGUCUUAUUGUGGCUUCACUGAUAAACAAAAGCGCAAAUGUUAGUAAACGGUAUCAUUUUAGAUUUCAGUAUGAGAUGUUUUGUUAUAGGUCCCAAAACUUGUGUGAGAUUGUGAAGACAGUGAAAACAAGUCAAUGCAGAACCUGAAUUGCAAACAACUGGACUGAUGAGGGUAAAACUAAAGUAUUUAAUAAAAUAAUAAUAUUAAUAAUAAUAUAAAACUGAAGGACUGUGUGGACAUUCGGCGUACAGCCAGUGAACAGUAGUGCUGUUGUCCCAUGCCUGUCCUGCCUGCAACCCUCUGUCCCAGGUGUGGUAACUUAUCCUCCAGGAUUUCACUAACACAAGACAGGAGUUCCUUUGUCCAAACAUUUCAGAUGAGAGUCUAAAAAGAAAACCGACUCAAACCUUACAUUUUUUUUAAAAGUCUAAUUUGUAAAGUGGUGCAUUUACAGUUUGUGUCAAAUGCACUUGAAUGUUGAUCACAGUUUCUAGUUUUAUCCUGCAGCUACAACUGUCAGUUCUUUCCAACCUUACGCAGCACUUUUACCACCGGAGCCUGUUGUUGGGGGGACUCAAACACAACAUUCUGUGCAAUGCCUAAAAGUGAUACGUGGCCAGGUGGGGUUGCACUGGAGACCAGUGGCAUGGACAGUGCUGGCAGCUGUGACAGUGUUGUCAGCGCUAAUUCUGGAUCAAGCGACGACAGUCUGGAGCACCUGUCUGCUGAAGAGAAAGCCUGUCUCAUGUUUUUGGAGGAGACCAUCGAGUCUCUGGAUACUGAAGAAGACAGUGGACUGUCCAAUGAUGAGCCAGAUCACACGACCAAGCCAGGAAACCUCGCAACCAAAGCAGCUGACCUGUCAGAAUCCAUAAGAAAAAGUAACGUGACCAAUUCACAGAAACUAGGAUCUAAAGAACCAAUGAAGGAACAUGUUCACACCAAAUACGUGCAGAACCUCAUGGUUCCUACUCCUAUUGUUGUGGCCCAGACUCAAGCAGGCGUUUCUCCACCCAUGAAGGUAAACAGAUCCAGUCACAAACACAACCAGAAACCUUCUCGUGUACGUUUUGAGGACGACAUGACGACUCCUGCCACAAAAGACGUGUCCUUUAGGACGGUUGAGAAUCCUUUACCCAGAGGACCUCUGUCCCAUGAGGCGCUUGUGUAUAUGCAGAGGACUGCCUCAACAAAGAAGACACCAUUGUGUCCCAAGGUGGACCACACUAUAGAGUGGGACAAAAGUAGUCCUGGCACAGCGGAAGGCUUGAAGACCAGGAAGUUAGCGGGAUCAGAAAGAUCUGACUCAGAGUCUUCCAAGUCCAGGAAAAGUCCACCUGCAGUUGCUCCCAAACCCAAAACAAUUCCUGCCAACUUGCAUGUGGAAACACAGAAUUCCACUUCCCUUAGCUCUUCACAGAGCUUCAGACAUGCAACGGAUCCACAGGCCGUGAGACAAGAGGCUUUAAAGAAGCUGGGGCUCCUGAAGGAGAAACCCUCACCAAAUGAAGUGGGGGCUUCACCUCAAUCCCACUCUUCUGGAGAGCCAACGUGUGAACAAACUAUCAAAGGUCACGCUGCUCGUUACCCACCAAGAAGUCCGUCGUUCUCUUAUUCUCCAGCUCCCACAGAGGCCAGGAGCAGACCUCUUCAGAGCAGUGCUAGUUUCCAUCACUUCUCACGACAGGACCAAUGUUCUGCACCAACGUCAUGUUCCACCCAGACCAGUGGAUCCAGCACAGUUGUUCCAGGACAAACUGUCAGAGUAAACAGCCCUAAGACUAAUGGGAAAUGUCCUGGUCUGGGGAACAUCCCAGAAACUGAGCCCAAGGAAACACCUGUACCCCAGCCUGACCCCCACAAACCCCCAAACUCAGUGGAAUAUUCAGUAGUUGUGGUGCCAGGGAUGGGAGCUGAUAGAAGAGAAGCAUUGAGGAAGCUGGGACUGCUGAAAUACUAAACACGGUUAGAAGUCUGGCGGAGUUUAAAUCUGAAAGUUUAACAAUACAGAAAACUACAGACCAAACCAUCUGCAGCACACAGAAACUCUGGUUUAUUCUCACUUCAUGUUAUGUAUCAUAUUUCUUCUGUAACCUGCCUGUGUCUGGCAGAACGUCUUUCUGAUUGGUUUUGUUGUUGUUGUUGUUGUGGCAACUUUUCUGAAAACGAACUGGUUUAUCAGCCCCGCUUUUUUGAACUGGGGUGGAACAAGAUGUCCAACUUCAGGUGAGGUUGUGGCAGAUGUAGGGGGGGUGCUCCGAAAUCCAGACAUUCGGGAAAAGCCUGAACACACCAUUAAUUGUAGCACACAAGCAGACCAUCUCUCCUCUGUUUUAUCAUCACGUCUUUUGUCGCCAUACUGUAUAUACAGCAGGUACAGUAGUGGUGGAGGGUGGGGGUAAUGCCCCCUUUGUCCCUGGUGCCAUCUGCAUGCAUGUUGGAAACAAGUUAACAAGGAUGUCUGUGUUUGUGGUGUUAUUAGCCUGUUUUCGAGCAGAUUCAAACACGCGUACACGACCACAAUGACGUUAUUGGACUUUUAGUGUUUCACCAACCAAAGUCUACAAAUGAAAAAAAACUUCAUUCAAAUUUGGACUAGAAAUACAGUAAUUUUAGCCCCUGCUGACUUUUCUAAGUCAGCAGGGGUCAGCUGCUCAGCCUCAAGGGGGCGCCUGAAGGUCAAAAUAAAUUUGUGCUGCACUCA
Messenger RNA from Cynoglossus semilaevis (tongue sole), 2970 nucleotides. RefSeq names its product specifically androgen-regulated gene protein. Lineage: Eukaryota; Metazoa; Chordata; Actinopteri; Pleuronectiformes; Cynoglossidae. The coding region runs from base 862 to 2226 and encodes 454 amino acids. The record is from RefSeq and is a predicted model, not a curated record. The transcript has 4 exons.